This is a messenger RNA of Oikopleura dioica, 1377 nucleotides long. The record is from the annotation of a GenBank genome assembly. NCBI's taxonomy places the organism in Eukaryota, Metazoa, Chordata, Appendicularia, Copelata, Oikopleuridae.
AUGACUCUCAAAAGUAGUCUCAAACAACUGAAAGUCUUAGCGCUGACCGGACUCAAGAUCUGUCUUUCGGUUAUAUUCUUCGUCGACCUGGUUUCUGAUAUUCUCGUUGUCAAGUUUUUCUUUUCUGAGCGAAAAUGCGAUCCAAAUUAUGUCCCUCCAAAUCAGAAAGAAGCAGCCGAUCUAUUUCCAAACGAAACCCGACUUGCGAUGGGAAUCGGGUUAGAAUGGAUGGAAACAGAAGCUCGAGACCCGGAUGAGAUUAAAAUAAAUUACACUCUCUAUGGCAUCUUGUACUUGAUUUUUUUCGUGGCAUCGCAUUUUGCCCAGGCGAUUUUCAGCUGCAAAAGAUGGUCUGAGUGGACGGUCAACGGCGAAUGUGAACCAAACACCUUGACGUGUCAUCUUAAAGUUGCUCAUGUUUUUCUCCUUCACAUGAUCCACAGAUACUUCAAAGAGCUGCAUUUCUUCUUUCGGCUACAAAAAGCUAAAAUCAAAGGCAAAACAGAAGUAAUAACACGAUUCUGGAACGACUAUGUGAAUCUGGUGCACGACAAUCACUUUCUGAUUAUCAUUGAAAAGGGAAUCGAAGCUACGCCUCAGGUCGUUCUUCUUCUCUACGUUUACGUCCUUGAGCGCUGCCGGAAUUGUUCGGAGGAUCUACUCGCAGUUGAUGUGCCCAUCUUCGGCAAAGUCGACAUUAUCUACAAAAUCGCCUUUUCCUUUCUAUGUGUUGUUCUGCCACUGGCGUUGUCUGUUUCCGACGAACAACUGAGGCCAAAUGAUCUCCGCUCAGAAUGGUCUGCCAAGAAGAAGUAUCUCUGUUCAGCGCCUAUUUACGCUCUAUGGAUUGUCACUUUCACCGGUGUGCGAAUCAUCUGUCUCGCUGGAAUGUUCAUAAUGCACCCUGUCUUCUCACUCGUCUGGUUACUUACAAGAGUGGUUAUCCUUUCAGUGUUGACGAAGAAAGCGGUCUGUUCUUUAGGUCGUACUAUCCUCACGAACCUUGUUUGGAUGACGAUUUGGUUCGAACCGAUUGGCGCGCGAGAAAUUAACCGACCCGAGUAUGAAAAAAGAUACCAGCAACAAGACCUUCUUUAUUUCAAUUACGUUGCUGGAACUAUCGAGCUUCUGAUUUCGUGCGCAGUCUUUUACUUUCAAGGCAACGCCUGCUUAGCCAUUGUCGUGAACUGGUUCAGAUGGACAAACUUGGGAUUUGUCGUCGCUCUUCUCGUCGCCCACUUAGUUUCGAUAGCGGCUGCAUUUAUCUUUCAUAGAUACAUUAACAAAAAGAGUUCUCAAGCAAAGCUUGACGAGGAAAUUGCUUUGGAAAAGGCGAGAGCGCAACAGUCGCAAGAACAAGCAGUACUGAUUGCUUGA